AUGUGGAAGCCGGGGUAUGGGAAAGGGGGAGACCUCGAAGCGGGGGAAGCGUCGGUGCCUCUUUACCCGAUGAUGCUGGAGAGUCCCGAUCUACGAUGGGCCUUCAUUCGGAAGGUUUAUUCCAUCCUCAGCAUUCAGCUGCUGCUCACCGCCGUCGUCUCGGCCGUAGUCGUCUCCGUCCAUCCGAUCUCCCAUUUCUUCGUCUCUUCUGGCCUGGGGCUUGCCGUCUACAUCGUCAUCGUCUUCCUCACAUUCAUCCGUGAGUAGCGUCUUCAUUCUCCUGAAUCCUUUGUUUGAUGAUUUUUCCACUAUUUCUUAUAUUUCUUUAUUUUUUUCGUUUUGUUUUUUUUUGACGAAUAAUUGCGCGGGACAUUUUCAGUGAUUCUUCCGCUCCACCGCUACUCCCAGCGCCACCCCGUGAACCUCUUUCUCCUCGCGAUUUUCACGGUUGCGAUCAGCAUUGCCGUCGGAUUAACGUGUGCCUUUACCAAAGGUAAGUACAUCGAAGGAUCCCAAUUUGCUUCCUUCUCUUUCUUCUCUGAAGUAACCUGUACAAAAUCCUUGUUCAAUUUGGUUCUGGCAUAUUAUUUCUGAUCAAUCUUGUUCAUUGGUGGACAUACGGCGACUCAAUCACUAGGGCUAAUUUGGUGGGAUAUCCCUCAACCCACCUUUUGGUCAGCUUCUUGAUAUUUUCUAAAAUAUUCACCGGAAUGUGUAGGAAUGAAUUGGGUUAUAUGGGAUUGAUAAGAGACGAGAUGGCAUUAUAGCAUACAAUUAGAGCUUUCUGAUUAACCAGGCUUUAUUUUGAUUUGGAUCAAUUCUUCUUAUAAUUUUUCCCUGUUUCAGCUUAAGGUUUUCUUUUAUGUGAUUAUCUCUUCAGAAUUUUGCUAUUGCGUACGUGAAAAAAAUACCAUUGCUUCCUUCACCUGUUGCUCAUAAAACGUCCGAACGAUCCAAACUCUCAUUCAUGACCGGGUGUUCUCUAAAUUAGUUUGUUGCUUAGAGGAGAUAUUUUACAGAUUCGGCCCCAUUCCUUGUCUGCCUCUGUUUGAGUACCUUUAAUCAAUCCAAGUUUCCUUAUUCGAUCUAGCAAUUGAUUCUGUGGAUUAUGUGCCAUAUGGGAGGCUAGAGAAUGCCCUAAAAAGCUCGUCUUAUAUCAGUAUAGUUAAAAUGCUCAUGCCUGGCAACAUAAUCCCUGUCUUUCUUGGAGGAAUCCUCAUCACUGGCGCGGCUUUGAUAGAAAUUUCUGUCCUCUCAGUAGAUUCGGGUGUUCCUGAAAUCAUGGAGUUUUGAUGAGGAUGCCAAAUGCUGUAAGAGUUCAUUUAAUCUUCCCCUGUGAAUCUAAGUAGCAGCCUUAGACCCCCAUUCCAGCUCUAAAGUCAACCUUUGAGAUCAUCCUUGGAGACCUUGUGAGGCUGUGCCCAUCUGAUCUAUGAGUUCAUCUUGGCCUCCAAGAUGAUUCCUUCGUUUAAUUUUGAUAAUUAGAAAGAAAAUGUGCCUCCCGUUCUCAUUAUAAGUUUAUUUUUAUUUUUAUUUUUGAUACCAUGACGAACAGGGAGGGUGAUCCUAGAAGCUGCCAUUUUGACUUUUGUGGUGGUGGUGAGCCUCACUCUCUACACAUUCUGGGCCGCCAGAAGGGGCCAGGACUUCAGCUUCCUCGGGCCCUUCCUCUUCGGCGCCCUCCUCGUCCUCAUAGUGUUCGGAUUCAUCCAGGUGCGUUGACUUCUACCACUUUUACACGCAUCUGUGCAUGCAUGAAGACCCUGCGGGGUGGUUGACUUUGUAGUUCGGUGGGGGGUGCAGAUUUUCUUCCCUCUGGGGAAGAUCUCCACGAUGAUCUAUGGCGCCGUGGCGGCCAUCCUGUUCUGCGGGUACAUCAUCUACGACACCGACAACCUCAUCAAGCGCCAUACUUACGACGAGUACAUCUUGGCCUCCGUCGCCCUCUACCUCGACGUGGUCAACCUCUUCCUCUAUCUCCUCACCAUCUUCAGGGCAGCCGAUAGCUGA
Messenger RNA from Spirodela intermedia, 2010 nucleotides. Lineage: Eukaryota; Viridiplantae; Streptophyta; Magnoliopsida; Alismatales; Araceae. The record is from the annotation of a GenBank genome assembly.